UCCAAUGUCUUCAUUUCUGCCCAAUUUCUCCAUUAGUUUCGUAAAUUCCGCCAGCAGUUCCCUUCAAUUUGAUAAAUUUAUUAAUGCAGUAUAACCUUCUUCUGCGUCUUCACCACAAUCAUUCCCCCUCUCUCAAUCUCAAUCGAUCCAUACCAUCUUCCUUCUUGAUCUUCACGAAAUUUCCGUUGUUUUCCACUAUGGCCUCUUCAUCUCUUGUGCUUCCUUCUAUUUCCCUCAGGAGGAGCUCAAUUUCGACUAGUAGUUUGGGUUUCAAGAAUGAUGUUCCAAGAAUUUCCGUCAAGAAUUUGGAUAGACGAGGUAGGGUUUUCAUGAGCAUCGCUGUUGGAUCUCAAUCCACUGUAGUCGACGAUGCGCUCUUCAAUGAUUAUAGGCCCUCCCGUGCUUUUCUUUUUCCUGGCCAGGGUGCACAAGCUGUUGGAAUGGGUGUGGAGGCUCAAAAAGUGCCUGCUGCAGCUGAAUUAUACAAGAGAGCAAAUGAUAUUUUAGGGUUUGACCUUUUGGAUGUUUGCAUCAAUGGGCCUAAAGAAAAGCUUGAUUCCACAGUUUUAAGCCAGGUAUGCCAUCAUUGUUUGCAUUUGUGAUAUUUUACUGUUUAUGUAGUGCUGUAUUCUCAUCUCUUCUUAAGGUAAAUCGGACGUGCUCUAGUAGUAUCUAAUAAUAAUCAAAUUUAGGUUUGUAUUUAGUGAAGAAACUCAAUGAAUAGAAGAAGAAAAAAGAAGCAAAAGAAACAAAGUGCUGGUUUCAGUAAAGAACAUAAGAAACUUUACUAGUCUCAUGCUAUAAUGGAAUCCAAAGACUGGUGGCAUACUCAAUUUCAUGUUUAGAAGCUAGAGGCUUGCGUUUGUGACUGCUAUUGGCUGCUAGAUCAGGAGCUGGAAGCAUUGUCACUUGUAAUUUCUAAUGUUGCAUUGUGAUUCU
Messenger RNA from Olea europaea var. sylvestris, 939 nucleotides. RefSeq lists its product as uncharacterized. Gene Ontology annotation, molecular function: transferase activity. NCBI's taxonomy places the organism in Eukaryota, Viridiplantae, Streptophyta, Magnoliopsida, Lamiales, Oleaceae. Bases 84 to 602 code for a protein of 172 amino acids. The record is from RefSeq and is a predicted model, not a curated record. The transcript is spliced from 3 exons.